GAUCUCAGUCCUCAGGCAAACAUAUACAUCUUUUUUAAAAAUCACAUAUUACCAAAUUACCAGAAGCCAACAGCAGCAGAGGAGUGAGGGAAGGCCUGGCCACACCCACCUGGCAGAGGAGAAAGCAGGAAGCCCAGGCAGGGCCUCAUAAAGAGGGAGGAAGCCGGCCUAGCCUGAUCUUUGGAAGCUCCUGGAGAAUUUAUUUUCCAGACAGACAGUUGGAUCUUUCACGGAGGUGGCAGCAACCCCAGGGGGUGGAGAAGAGAGGAGGAAAAGGAAAAACAUUGGAUGAAGAAUUAGUUUAAAGGAAAAUUAAAAAAUAAUUAGAGAAAUAGGGAAAGGCUGCCAAAAGGUUAAGAUAACUAACUGUGGAAAACUAGAGAAAUAAGGAGGAAGGAAAAUAAUCUGAGGUAAGGAAGGUGGCUAGAACCACAGGGCAAUCUAGCUUGGACAAGGGACUGGCUAGGUUGAAAGCUAAUAGAGGGAUUACUGGUUGGGAAAAAAGAAAACAGGACAACCAGUUAAAGUCUUUCCUGGGAAGGAGAGAGAAGGAAGGUGCUCGGAAAGGACUCAUAGGAGAGAUUAGUUGUAAAUAGAGGAGAGAAAGGAGAAAGAAGGGAAGGAGUCAAGAGUGGCAGGGCCCUCUAUUAGUACUGGAUAGCAGCCAAGGCUGCCCAAACACUGUGGUAAACGCAGAAAAAGUGGAAGGUAUUGAAGAGAAGAAUAGAAAAGACAGAGAUUGAAAUAAAUAAAAGGGGUAGAUAGGGGGAAAGAGCAAAACAUUAAAGGAGAAGGAAUAGAAUGAGUAAAAGACCUACCACUAGGCAAUAUAAACAGACACAAAAAAUGGCACAAAGUCAAGGAAGGUCACCAUCAGUCUCACCAGAAAGGCAAACAGAGAUAGGGGUCCAAAUGGCUAACUUAUUGGAGGAAUUUAAAAGCUUUAAAAAAGAUAUGAAACAAGAAAUGAGGGAAAAUAGAGAAGAGAUUAAGGAACAAGUGAGGAAAGAGGUGGAUAAAUUAGGAGGUAAAAUAGAAAGAAUAUCAGAGGAAAUUGGAGAAGUAAAAAAAGAAGUUAAGGAGGUAAAAAUAAGAGCUUGUGACUUAGAGAGAACAGUUAAAUCGGUUAAGGAGAGGCUACAACAAGAGGAAGGGAGAGGAAUGCAGUUAGAACUGAAAUAUAGAGAGAAACGUUUUAAACUUAGAGGUUUAUCGGAAUGUGCUAACGAAAAAUUAGAAGAGAGAAUUAUCCCUGCCUUAGAAGAAUUUUUAGAAUUAGAGGAUGGUAAAUUAGAAACAGAAAUAGAUAGAAUGUUCAGAAUUAACUCUAUUGUGGCCAGGGAAAGAAAGGUACCAAGGGAUAUAGUUAUCUAUCUGUUGAGAACAAAAAUAAGAGAUUUAAUAGUUCAAAGAAGUUACAAAGGAAAAUUGGUAAUAGAAAAUGAAGAGAUACAGAUAUUUAAAGAUGUCCCCAGCCAAAUUCUAAAAAAGAGACAGGAAUAUAAAUUUCUUACAAGACUAUUGAUGAAAGGGAAUAUAGAAUUUAGGUGGGAGAGAGUGGAAGUUGUAUCAUUUAUUUACAAGCAAAGAAGGUACAGAGUUGAUACAAUAGAGAAAGCAAAAGAGAUGUAUGAUAAAUUACAGAAGGAAUGGGAGGAUGGGAGUAAAAAGAAAUAGGGUUUGAGGUUGGGAGUGAAGAUUUUUGAUGAAGAGAUAAAGGAUUAUGGUAAUUUCAAGAAAAACAAAAAACAGUGAGGGAGCAAAGAUGGCACUGAAAUGCUUGACCUGGAAUGUGAAAGGGUUGAACUCUGGAGCAAAAAGGGCUUGUGUUUAUAAAUUUAUAGAAAAGCAAAAAGUUAAUAUUGUUUGCUUACAAGAAAUGCAUAUAAAUAAAAAGGAUAUAAAGUAUUUGAGAAAUCCAAAACUUGGUGUAGCAUAUAUAGUAGCAAAUGACAAAAGAAAGAAAGGAGUAGUGGUGUAUG
This is a messenger RNA of Sceloporus undulatus (fence lizard), 1982 nucleotides long. RefSeq lists its product as uncharacterized. The transcript has a single exon. The record is from RefSeq and is a predicted model, not a curated record. Bases 802 to 1677 code for a protein of 291 amino acids. NCBI's taxonomy places the organism in Eukaryota, Metazoa, Chordata, Lepidosauria, Squamata, Phrynosomatidae.